GUCGAGAGCGGAGGCCGCUGGAAGACCGAGUUUCAGCGACCAGCCUACCGUAGCGCGCAGGAGGGCGUCCAAGUUCAGGUCCGGAGCGAUGGCACGAUUGACGUUUCCGAUGGCAGCGCUGGCUGCUGUGCUUCUGAUCGCUGCUGCAUCCUCCACCAGCGCGUUUUGCCCGCCCAAGGUGACCAUAGACUCCGUCACAUACGGCGGCACCGGAUGCAACUGGGAAAACACGAACUACGUGCUUUCGCCGGACUACUCCACCGUCACGUUCAUCUUCGGCGGCAUGGUUGCCACAACCGACGGAGGGCUCGCCAACACGAGGAAGUUCUGCCAGCUCUCCUUCGGGCUGAAGUAUCCUAAGGGCUGGAUUUUCACGCUGGGGAAGGCGACCGGCCGCGGGUUCGCAGCCAUCGGCAAGAACUCGUUGGGAGUCUACGAGUCGAGCUACUACUUCUCCGGACAAACGGGCACGUGCACCAUCAGCCGCAAAUUCUACGGCCCGCAGAGCAAGAGCUUCGAGGCCACGGACCGCUUCCUGACGGUGGUGUGGAGCCAGUGCAACGGCGUUCCCAACCUGAACAUCAAGACGGUGGUGAGGGUGCAAGGCAACAAGGCCGCAAUGUUCCUCGACUCCCAGGACACCAAGUUCCGUCUGGCCUUCGGCAUCCUCUGGAAGAAGUGCUAAGCAGCGAAACACAUCAUCUGUCACUGACAGGGUGACGUCCUCCUGCAGCAGGCCGAGAGGAGAGGACAUUCGUCUUCAAAGCAUCGUCUGCUGUGAACAGUCCGAUGGGAAUACGGAGGAACCGGUUAAUGCGGCGGAGGACACGUUGUACCAGCGUGCGGGGAAGACGAUCUCUGCAAUAACGAGUACCAUAGAACUGUCAAGGGGCGAUAGGCAGGGCCUUCCGCCCUUUUUGUAGUUGUAGAUGGAGCAGGCUAGGGGUCGGUGGUUGUAAGUAUAGACCAAGCAGGGCACUCGGCCAUCUCAGUAGCUCAGUUUACUGUGUUAUAUGCUGUUCGUCACUCUUCGCUGUCAUACGCUUGGUGUGGCUGCUUAAUAUAUUUGCGGACCCAUA
Messenger RNA from Chara braunii, 1079 nucleotides. NCBI's taxonomy places the organism in Eukaryota, Viridiplantae, Streptophyta, Charophyceae, Charales, Characeae. The record is from the annotation of a GenBank genome assembly.